UUCGAGAGAGUACACUUUCAACAGUGCGGACACGAAGAAAAGAGAGUCACAAGCCAUUGCCACUUUGCCCGCAAUGAUCCCCUCCAUCAAUGCUUUGGUGUCUGGACGAUGAAGCGAGAGUGGUGGGUCCGUGAGAGAAUGUGCAAGGAUUGCUGC
Molecule: messenger RNA, 156 nt
Organism: Lindgomyces ingoldianus
Lineage: Eukaryota; Fungi; Ascomycota; Dothideomycetes; Pleosporales; Lindgomycetaceae
Exons: 1
Source: RefSeq, a predicted model, not a curated record